Molecule: messenger RNA, 17095 nt
Organism: Dermacentor silvarum
Lineage: Eukaryota; Metazoa; Arthropoda; Arachnida; Ixodida; Ixodidae
Product: transmembrane and coiled-coil domain-containing protein 4
Exons: 15
Coding region: 409-2433 (674 amino acids)
Source: RefSeq, a predicted model, not a curated record
UAAAAAAAUCAACGGCAACAUAAUUUGACGGUUUCACGCCCAGUAGUAUGUUACAAAUGGGAAACCGAGAUCUGAUUAUUUGGUUACGGCUACCGUUACACAAUUAAGACAGCGUUUUCCGUGUACGAAAUGAGCGAGUGAAGAGCAGCAGCAUCACGCGCACUAUUUUUAUAGAGCGCAGUGAUGGCAUGCGCGAAAGUCGUGGUUUCGUCUGAUCUACUUGUCUGAUCCCAUAUGCGCUGUUCUGCACAUGCUGUUUCUAAUGUUAUCGGCUUAUCAUGGGUUCCCGACUUUGUCUUUACACCACCACGAGAAAUGUGAAUGUUUACACAAACUGAUUAUGUUACCAGAAUGCCACCGCGAUUAGUGCGCAAAGACGGAACCGCAACUUGACUUGUGACAACCGUCAUGGCUGACGAAGUUGGUUUAGAGGCUGAAGAGGAUGCCCAGUCUCCUCCUCAAGGAGUUCCAAUACCACAUCGCCUCGGGAGGCCGUUGCAGAAAAUUUUGGGAGAUGCCGGCUUGUAUUCCUAUUGUGCCAUCUGCGCCCUUUCGCUUCACGACCUUUUCCCAGAUGAAUGGGACCGAGAAUUUUGCGAAAAAUGCCUUCUGCAGCUGAUACAGCACCUUGGCCUGCCUUCACAGGUGAAGUCUGUGAUGCAGGCCCUGAUGAUGGGUGAAGGCGGCGAGGUUGAGCCCUUCAUACACGUUCUCAAGGAUGAACCGGGUCUGAAUGGAAACUGUUUGCGGGUUGUUGAAGAUCUCAUCCUGUUUGCAGUUCAGGGAGGUAUGUACGAUGCUCGAACACGCGUGUUCAUCUUUUACGUGGCCUGGAGGCUCCGGGUCUCCCGGUCACUCGUCGAGAUGUACGAAGAGUCUGUUGUCGAAAUGCUGUCCCAGGAAGUCCACGAACAGUCAGAAGAAGAGCGGAAGGAAAUUGCCAAACGUCAGCGCAACAAGAAGCUCAAGCGUUUCCUUAUGAUUGGUCUUGCAACUGUUGGAGGAGGCGCUGUCAUUGGCCUGACAGGAGGUCUAGCAGCGCCACUGAUGGCUGCUGGUGCUGGGGCUAUCAUAGGGGGCGCUGGAGCGGCAGCCUUGGGUUCUGCCACUGGCAUUGCAGUCAUAGGUUCGCUCAUUGGUAUUGCUGGGGCCGGACUCACAGGAUACAAGAUGAAGAAGAGAGUCGGUGAAAUCGAGGAGUUUGAAUUUGACUCACUGACUGAGGGCAAGGGACUACACAUCACAUUGGCCAUAUCAGGCUGGCUGUCUGACGAAGAUCCAGGUGCUCUGAAGAGGCCAUGGCGCACGCUGAUGAACUCGCGAGAGCAGUAUGUGCUGCGUUAUGAGUCCUCAUACUUGCUGGAGCUUGGUCACGCCAUUGACUACCUGUUCAGCUUUGCUGUCUCCAUGGCGGCACAGGAGGCCCUCAAGUACACCAUCCUCUCAGGUCUGAUCACAGCCAUCACGUGGCCCGCCACCUUGGUCAUGGUGGCUGGUGUCAUUGACAACCCCUGGGGCGUUUGCAACAGGAGGUCUGCUGAAGUGGGCAGGCAUCUGGCCGAGAUCCUCUUGGCACGACAGCAGGGCAAGCGUCCCGUUACUCUAAUUGGCUUCAGCCUUGGUGCUCGUGUCAUCUUUUACUGCCUCAAGGAAAUGGCCAAGCGGAAAGGGUGCGAGGGAAUCAUUGAGGAUGCAAUUCUCCUCGGAGCCCCCGUUCCAGCGCACAAAGAAGAAUGGAAACCGAUGGCCCGAGUAGUUGGGGGAAGGAUAGUUAACGGCUACUGCAGGGGAGACUGGCUGCUCAAGUUUCUUCACCGAACGUCAUCAGCAACCCUGAAGAUAGCUGGUCUACAAGCAAUCCGGUGGAAUGACAGACGAAUGUUCAACAUUGACUUAAGUGACGUGGUUUCUGGGCACACUGAUUAUGUAAAGAAGAUGGACAUCAUUCUCAAGGCCGUCGGCAUCCAAACAGGUGACGAUGUGCUGGAGGCCGACUCCAGCAUGCGCAAGUCAAAGUCGUACGCCCCGGAGAGGGACGAGAAUAUGCGCGGCCUGCAGAUGCACCGCUCAAGAUCCGACUCGGUGCUCUGCAACAAGAAGGCAGUGAAUGUGGCUUGUGCUCCAAGAGAAAACCGUCACCUCUCGAUCACCGACAGACCAAUGAGCUACUCUCUGGAGAGCGUCCUGAGCCGGAGCAGUUCGGCCUUCGGCGGUAGCAGCAGUGCGACUGCCGACGGCCACCGACGCUGGUCGCCCCGCGACUUCCUACAGUCGACACGCAACCUGUGGAAACCCCGUCCACCGAGCGCCGCAGCAGCGAAGGACGACGACACGACCAGUGGUGUCGUGUCCACAGCCGACAGCUGGGAGUGGUCAGGGUGGGACGACGAGACCCCCACCCAGGCUAUGUCUCACAGCAAGCCUCAAGCCUGACGCCUUCUAAGCCACACCCAAUAUGUUGAGGAGCAGGAGUAAUGCUGUUCUUGUUUUCAAAGUCUUCACCCUUCACGUGCAUACGCUCGUGCAGAGCAGUUGGCUUUGAGCCUGUUUUUCAGUUUUGUUGCUAUGAAAGUGGUUUGUGUUUGGAAAAUCACCUUUCCAGGGUGAAAGUUAGCGGCAUUUAGUCCGUGACUGAUACAACUGGGAGGUGGUCGGUCUGGGGAGGCAAGCCUCCCUCCCUCCAACUCUGGCUGCAGGCCAUUAGAUGACUGACGUUGCCAAAUCAUACUUGGACCCGAUUUGACAGCAUUUGAUGCCUAGAGGUGGCAGUGAUGCCGUUUCUUCAAAGUCUUUAUGUCCUUUGCGUGUGCUUGUUCUCAUGAGUUAUACGGCUACCUCUGAAGCCGUUCUUCGUCAGUGUCGUCCAGGAAUGCAGCUCAUAUUUGAAAAAAUUUACGAUCGUGGAACAGCAGGGAUUAUGCGGUGGGCCGUUUCCUGACUGUACCCUACCCCUCCAAUUUUUGUACCUCUUCUCUCCAGCAGCAUCGUCCCAAAAGUCUUAUGUCGGGUCUCACUCUUCAGUGGAACUUAAUUCCUACAAGCGGAAAGGACACAGUUAUUCUCUCAAAGUCCCCAUUCUUCGUGCGUGGGCAUUUUCUCAUAGCCCUGAGCCCUCAAAACCAUAUGUGUCGUUUGUGUUUCUCUAGAUGGCAGCUCAUGUCCAGAAAAAAUGAGGGCUGUAAGACAUUAAUCCUGUGUUGCGUUUGUCACACUGUGACUUCGUUAAGCAUUCGAUGCUGUAUGCUUGUUUUGUGUGCACGAGGGACCAUUUGCUUUAUGAAUUACAAUUUGGAAUGAAGAUGUCAUAUAUAGGGGUUCAGAGUGUUCUGAGCAAUUUCAUCACUUUUCGAAUAUGGUCUCAUUGUGGGAAAACGAGGUCUAUCCUGUACAGUAGAAGCAUUGAGGUUUGUUUUUUAACACAAGGAAAUGGUGUGACAUUUUUCCACAGACUGGCCUUGUUUUGCAAAGAUCGCGCACAAGUCUUUUAGUGAUGUUAGAAUGAUGAUUUCGUGGCUCUGGUGCUCCCAUCGAUAGUAUUUGUUGCAUCAUGUGUUUCGUUGAAGGCGUGCUGCGCCAUAGUACGAUGUGACGUGAUGAGUGACGGUGUAUUCACCUUCGCAUGAUUGGACUUUGAAGUGACGUUGAGAUAUAUGUGUUACGUUUGACUGCUAUUCUUACAGUUAUGUUAUGAAGUUUAUUGAAAUGUUGUGCAUACCAACUAAUGUCCAGGACCAUCUUUUGCGAAAGCUGCGAGUACAUAAAUGAGUAGGCUUUUUUUUUUCCCCUUUGCUCUCUCAAAUAUUUGAUAGCUUGUUACAGAGCACAAGUACAGAGUGAGAGCCCUGAGGUUGUUGUGUCAUAUUCAGGUAAUAGCGAUUAUACACGUCCAGGCACCUUUGUCUGAUAGACAUUCAGCCAUGAAAGGAACAGCUCGGAGAAAAAGUAGUUUUGCUUUGAGCAGUGUGAAAAUUUGUUUACGAAUUUGCACGCACUCUCCCUUUUUUUUGUGCUCUUAGCUUAUUGUGUGAGCAGAUUACUGUGAUAAAAGUGAAGAAAUGGCAGCCAUUUGCCGCUAUGUUGAUGUUACUUGUCGUUUGCGGCUGGCUGUGAAAUAUGUUUAUGCUUUGUCUAAACUUGCCGUAUUGGGGACAUCUGUUUUUUUAGAUGUGUGGUUUCUUCAUUUAUACUGCUGAAGUGUUUAAACUGAAAGCUCUAUGUGGCUGAUCAUGAUGAAAAAUAUUUAUUGAUAGAACAAGGAAAAGAGAGUAAUGUGUAGUAGUGACAUUAAAGGGACAUUAAAGAGGCACAUUAGAUUAAACGGGUCUAUUAUACCCGCCAUGACGUCUAAGUGGCUAUGCUCUUCCUCUGCUGAGCACAAAUUUGUGCGUUUGAUUCCCCGCUGUGACGGCCGCAUUCCAACGGGGGUGAAAUGCAAGAGCACUCACAUAUGCUUUCGGUCAUUAGAGAACGCCAUGUGGUCUAAAUUAAUCUGGAUCCCAGCACAACAACAUCCCUUAUAGCCCACUGCAUAGCUUGGAGAUAUUAAACUUAAUUAUCAUUAAUUGUUUUAUUAAAAAUAACUUGGUUGUGCUUUUGCAGUAGCGGAACGGCCAGGCCACUCUUAGUGAGCGUUGGCUUGGCAAGCCAAAAAAGUUGCAAAAACGAAAGGCAGGUGGCGAUCUUGUCCUGCUGUUCCAGCACCCCUUCACCUUGACGUUGUGGAUUUCGAUGUCAUAUUGGAGCAGUGGUUUCGGCAGAAAAUUUUAAAGAGAGGGAAUUGGCCUUCACUUUCUCUUGCAAUCACAAACCCUUUUUGCCAAAUGAAUGAACACCACAGUUCUGAAAGAACACUUUAACAGUUUAAACUGAUUUAUAAUGUCCCUUUAAUGUUCAAAUGGAUGGGCAUGUCUACAACCACGCUAACACUGAACGGCAGUCCACACUGAAUGUCAAGGGGAUGAUGACGUUUUGUGUCACAGUUCGUUGCUUCAGUGCAGUGGCUGUUGGUAUGCCCCUCCUGAAGUGGUAUUCUUGAUCAUUCACUUUCAUGGCUCCAAACACCGCAUCAAGCAUAAGUACCGUGUUUGCUCGAUUCUAAUACGCACUCUUAUUAAAAUAUUCACUAAACAAAUGACAUGUGCACUAGAACCGAGCACGAAAUAGUGCUGAAUUGAGUGCAAGAUAGUGCUAGAUCGAUACAAUAGUGACAGGCUGUCACCUAUUACUGUAAUUGAAACCAACCUACACGUCGGCUGCGGCACGGCAUUGUUUGUACCCACCUUGUAAUUUUCUUAGGCUGCUAUAGUUCACGUGGCAUUUGAGAAAUACAGCAUCUCAAAUGACAUGGAUGGCACUGAAGAUGAUAUGCAAUCGGCUGUUGAUAUAGUGAUAAGGAGGCCUCAAACACUGAUGUUUGGUCUACUGGUGCUUAGACACAGUAAUAUGUUUCUUUUCGAAGUGAGAACAAGUUGUCAUUACUUUCUUUAUUAAAAUGAAAAUUUGCAAGUGAGCAGUCAAGGCCAUUGCAUUUUUCAUUUGACAAUCUAGGACGCAUUAGAAUCGAGUAAGUACAGUGUCCUAAAAGUGAUAACCGAGAAUACGGCCUCUGGUCACAGCAAUUUCCCAACAAAACUAUGUCACUUCUACAAAUUUCUAAAGUCGUGAAUUUCCUGCAAAUUUAAGCUCAAUUUUUGUCACUUGUGUUCUUACAUUUAUAGUGAGCAUUGCUUCACAAUUUACUAGCAGUUUCACGAUUAAGUAUUGUCAUUGCCAGUAAAGGUUUCCCCGGCUGUUAGAAUUGGCUCGGAGACCUUCUGACAGACCUUUUAAUCUUUUUGAGUAUGGUCGUGCAAGUUUAUUGCUCAGUCUUCUUCACUAGCAAGUAUUUGAACAUUGCUAUCUAAAUGUGUCACUGAAUGCUGGAAGCAUUUGGCGUAUGUAAACACUACCAUGAACUUCUCAUUCGGUUCAGUUUGCCGUUUGUGCGCCGAUAUCACCUAAGAUUAUUGAUGAUGUGUGGUGUUUUAUGGCGCAAGGGCCAGGUAUUAACUAUUCAGUAGCCAUGCAUGUCAAUACUUGGCUCUAGGCCAGAGAAAGCACAAUUGGCUAAAAAGAAAGUAUAAGACAUCAACCACAUAAAAAAAAAAAAAGAUGCGAGAUUCCAAAUCUCUUUGAGUUAGAUGUUCCAGUCCUUUAUUUAGCCUUUUAGGCCAUGGUCAAUAUCUACCUAUUUGCCUUUACCUAUUUAUACCACAAUCACCCCAAGCAAGAUGAGCUCCUUUCAAAUCAUCAGCUUGUCAGGAAAAGAAGCUCAACUUGCCAGCAGUUCCAUCAGGUGAAAAAAAAAAAAAGGAAUGAGAGAGAGAAAGACAUAGAUGUAGUACAAAAUGAUUGCCAUGUGUGAUGUCUUUUAAUGACUAACAAGUUGGAAAGACAGAACUGCUCUUUGCACAUUUAUGUACAACUUUCAGGUGUUUGUUAUACUAAGAGGCUUAUUAAUUAACUAGCACCAUUCAUAUCAGCAACACUUCUGCAUUAAGUAUUUGGGCAGUCACGGUAUUUUCACCUAUGACCAGAGGCUUUUCUUCAGCAGAAGUGAGCGGGAUACAUUUUUGGUAAAGUCCCUGUGCAAAACAAGAACAACAAAGGCAAAGCAACAAGUGUUGUGGUUCUUACUUCGUUGGUUGGUCGUACCAUAAGAUUUGCUGUCUCACUAAUGUUGAAAUGACAAUUAUCUGCCCUUCCUCGGGACCAUGUCGGAUGUUUAAAGGGUUUUUGUUUACAGUGGUGACAUUCUGCAUGCAUUACCCGCCCAGUGAUUCUAGUAUUGUGCAAGUGCUUGCUUGUCUUCGCUGAAUGGUGAUGUGGUUUCGUUUCAUCUUUCGUUUAUAAUGAACAGCAUGGGUUAAAGUAGCCAUUCUAGUCAUCAGGGUGUCUCACGACAAAAUCUAAAGGUGCGCAUAUUCAUGUUUCUGAGGAUGCUUUAUUGAGUGCUUGAAGGUUCUCUGCAUUUUGGAGGUAUUGCAGAUUGUGGAAUUUCGUGUUUGUUAUGUCAAUGUCUGCACUGCUUUGGUUUGCUGCUGCUGUCUGUCUUUUGGACAGCGAAAACUUGUAUGUAUUAUGCUUGGUGUUAUGGCUUUACAGCAUCACCACUGUGUAGUGGACGCUUAUACAAUGAAAAUCAUUUUGAGAGUCGUCGUUAAAUUACAUGAUGUAAUGUUGUACUAUGGUGUUUUACAGCCAUUUCACUUAUUGAAUGCAACAAACUUCACUCAAGUUAGUUCAGCCGUGGCUAAAUCAGAGUAUUCCUGCUCUUCACAUGUACUUGAAUCGGAAAGACCAGUGGCUGCGAAACUUUCCCCUUUAUUGUCGGAGCAAAAGUUCUGCCUUUAGCACUGGCACCGAUUUUGUGAAUGGGAAUUUCUAAAGUCAUUGUUGACACAAGUGAACUGCUUUUCAUGAAUUUGCCUGUGUGUACAUGUACUAGUUGUCUGUUGCCCACUGGGUCUUCCGCUGGUUUCUGCGCUACUUGCAAUCAAUUACGUUGGCUUGCCUACAUGGGCUACAUAUUGUAGCCUAUGGCUGGGAUAGUCACCAGUGCUAUAUUUUUUUUCAUUGUUUGUUUGCUUGUCGUAGCCGGAUAUUUGUGCUGCAAAUGCUGGUACAACACAUGGACGAGACAAACGAAAACAGGGGUGGUAUUCUUGGUCAUUCACUUUCGUGGGUGCAAUCACUUUCAGGAUAUUUUGCAUGCCUAGCAUCGGCAACACAUCGGCAUCUACGAGAGACAUUGUGCUUGGCACUGUGCCAGGAAUACUGUUGCCUGUGGAUGCCAACACAUCCAGUGCUAGGCGUGUGAAAUCUUGUGACAGUAACUGUAUCCCUGAAUAUGAUAUACUAAAAAUACCACCCCAGUGCAUGCACAAGGUGUACUACACGAGUAUUCCAAGCGUAGUGCGAUAGAUGUGAAUUUGGCUCCCACCGGCGACAAGUUGUCUUUCUGCCUACAUCUCCCCUUUCCUUAUUAUUUAUACAAUUCAAUUAAAACCACAGUUAAUUUCCCCUACACAUUCCUUAGCUUCAUUGUCUGUUGACUUCAUAUAAUUGUAACUAAUAAAAAUCAAGCUAAAAAUCAAUCGAAAAUUCGCUACACAGGGUUAUGCUACUUGUGUGAGCAAUCCAUCGCAAAAGCUUUAAGGUUAGCUGGCUGUUACCUAGAACAGCUGGUUGGUCAUUACCUUCUUCCCGUAUGAUUGCCGUCUCUGCGUUUUAGCAGCAGUUGCAGUGCGAAUACUUGUAGUUGUGACAUAUCAGCUAGCUUGAGCUCAUUUGCUGGAGUAAAGAUAAAUACUUUUCACAGUACUUUGUCACUGUGUUGGGGGUAUUACUAACUGCCUUGCUUGUCGAAUUUAAUGUGUAAAUGUGUGGUGAAGUGCAGGCAGGUAUUGCGAUAGACUUUAAUUAAUUCAACUCUUGUAUUCACUCUCAUCUUAUUAUCCCUGCACAAAUUCACAUUAGAAACCUAGUUCGAUUGUGGUAUCAAAGGAAGUGUAUUUUAAGGGUUCUUUUAGUAUGUUUCUUGCGUAAAUUUUUAAGAACUAUUGCCAAGCAUUGACGUUAAUUUCGCUAGCACCAAGUGCAAAGUUGUGCCAUGUAAGGAAGGUGGCACUUUGUUUUGCAACACUCCGAGAUUGAAAGAUGAGAUUAGAUAGCCUUAGCUUAGCGUUUAUGGUCUGCUCCACUCGGACACAUGCAUCCUAACAAUUUGUACACAGCCGUUCAGCGGGAACAUGAAUGUGUGCACGCAGAACUUUCGUUGGCAGCGGAAAGCAUACCGCAGCCCUCGCUCUGUGGCCUAGUCAGCCAAGUGGAAUGUGUUCGCACAUUUCACUUUAUUUAUUUGUCAUUUUAUAGCCAAGGCGAUCGCAGGUAGCUUAUAUCUCUGGGAUAAACGCUUCUGUCCAUUGCCAAAUCCUUGUCUUGAGUCAGGGUUGCAGAACAUGAUCUCCUUUGCCAUACUUAUUCUUUGUUGUGUUAUGCAUAUGGAGGCAUCUGGCUUCUAAGCUCUAGCAGCUUAUUGCAAAAUUUGAUUCCUACAUUGCAUCUUCCUAUACCUUAUUGUUGGUGGCUAUGGCAAUGUUGCAAAUAAGUGUCUUGGGCUUUCGGGCUGCUAGAAGGAGCAUUAUUAAUUGACUCGAUCGGCAGUGCACUGCCAGCAGCGAUUGCGGGACUCAAUGUUAUUUUCUUGUUCUCAAAAAUAAAGGAAAUGUACAGUCAGUGUCAAAAGUAUAGAGACUGCAUAAUUUGAGAAAACAUUGAAUUUACAAGCAGUUUGUGACCUUAGCCUGGAAAACUGGACAGCACUAUGUUGUUUACAUAUACUUAUAGUACAGACUGGAAAUUCGAAUAUAAGUCUGCGUACCCAGGCUGUGGGAAUAUUUCGCUUUCUCUCAGAACUUGCGAUCCAUAAACUUUUUAACGCCGACUGCACAGACAAGUUAUAUUAAAAGUGCUCCAAAAUUCAAAAGACUACAUGCAGAAGGUUCCCUUCAUAGUGAUUUGCACAACAAACAAAUGGCAAGCCACGGAAACAGAAGCUAGCUACAUCAGAACUUUUGAUUGUACUUAGCGUAAAUGCAGCUUGGAUUACAUACAUGUGUAUUUAAUCAUGAGAGUCACUGCAUGCAAAACAUUGCACAUAAAUGCAGUAUACACUUUGUUUACAGUGCAGUGUGCAGCUUAUUACAAUCAGCAAGAAAACGACUAAACGUGAAGUUGCUUUAAAAGAAGGGCGUUCCUACAAAAGUGCCAGAAGUGUCUGGUCGAUGCAAAGGGUGCGAGGGUUCAAGGGAAGCGAGCACAUGUCUGUCAGUGCACUGCCCAAACACUGGCUCCAAAAGCGAUCAUUUUGAUGUCAGCUGAUGGGGCGCAUAUCGCAACUCUGUAUCCUCCCACUUUUUAUGUCACUGGUCUUGCAUAUCAUUUAAAAUUUGAACUGCCGAUAGUGAUUUUAAUGUAUCUCCGAUGUAUUAUUCGAUAAUUUUGGUAGACUCUAAUGCCAUAUCCCUGUAGUUAGCGCGAGAUCUGGGAGUGAAAGAUGAAUUCCUAAUAGCAAAUCUUGUCACGUUGGUAUUCAACUUGCUUUUUAAUUUUCUUUUUCUCGUAAUUUUCGGGUAGCAUAAAGUUAGCUUUUAUCAUGGUGGAAUUCACAGAUCUGCUAGGAAAUAUGUUCCUGCACCGGAAAUUUUGCUGCUUACAAGAAGCUGCUGCAGUAUUGAUGCACUAGUGUGCAUUGUGCUUGCUCAUAUAAUGACAUGGCAUUGGAAGUUAACACACUCUCAUGAUUGUAAGCUGCCUGGUUUGGAUUACUGCUUCUUAUUUUCAUAAGCUGUUCAACUUGGGUGACUUGUAUUUACGACACCCUGUAUGUAGUCCACAUUUGCACAAUCCUCCCAAAAGCUGUCACCCCCCGCAUACCCUCGUGACACAGCCUAUAUAUUUGGUACUGUAUGCAUGUCACUGCUGCUGUGUGAUCCCUGUUGGUGGAUUCAUUCGACAGCUUGCGCAGCUGUUCACACUACUCUAGACACGUCCUCUUUGUAAUGGGCAAGCCUUGUGUGCGACAAUCAUUUUUUGUGUGUUGAGGUGUGUUCUUCGUGUUGCAUUUACGCCGUAGCAACAAAGCUACUCCUUGUUGGUGGUGGUACCUAUAUAACAUGUUGGUUGCGAUGAACGAAGCGUUGUUAUCACUACGGGUAGGAAUAUGAAGUUUGUGUCUGUGCGUGCUGUUUGUAGUCAUGUGUGGCAUAGUGAGCACGCUGUAUUGCCUGUUUGCCAUGUCUUGUGGUCAACAAAGUUGAGCUGUAGCUUGACUGCUAGCGUAGAGUGAGAAAGCAAUCAACUGCUAGAACUUUUCCAUAUUUCAUUCAUGUGUGCUGUAACAUCAGCUAUUAUAGUGAUAUACAUAUUGGACUAUAGAAACUUUUCUAAAAGUUUGAUUUCUUGAAUUAGAGCACACAAAGCAGAUAAGCCAGGAUUGUAUGGGAAAAGAGUCGUAUUUACAAGUGGAGAACUUGUUGAGCGUCAUGCAUUUGAGAGAAUGCAGGUGAAGGUGCUCGUUCGCUUGGUUUGGCCAUACGUCAAGCUCCUGCGUGGGUAGCUUGAGAGUUCAGAGUAACUUAGGUUUGAAGCAUUCUGUCAGGAUGUAAGAUUGUAGCCAAGGUGCUCAUGGUAACUUAGACUUGUCAAGCCAAGGGCAUUGGCAAUUAGGUGAAUUCUCAGGAACACAAAGUACAUUUGUCGGUGUUCUACAAGAUUAGCUUGUGGAACACAAGAGGGUUAUACUGCCUAGCACAGCAGUUUUUCACUGUUAACUUUCACCAUUAAGCAUGCAGCAUUUCAAAGUCCUGCGGGUAAUUUCCGAAUUUCAGUUGCUUAGACAUUCUGAAAAGAUGUUUGCAGCCCGGCCUACUGAACAAAAACUGCUACAUUUGAUCGUAGGAGUUUUGGAGAGGCUUCACUUGUAAUUCUUGUGGAUCAUCACCGAGCAAGACUGCGGUAGCGCCGCAAGGUGGGAUUGCUGUGACACUUACAAAGUCGUACAUCAUAAGGUCACUAGUGACACCUGUGUGCAUCGUACCAUGCUUAAGCAUCAUGGGCAUGCCACUGCUUGGCUUACCUUCACCACUGAACUGUGUAAGUUAAUACCAGGGAACAGAUGGUAAAUUAAGGCUGCUGCUAUUUAUAAUCGAGUAGUUUUGUACAGAGUAUGAAGCUUGAUAGUUCGAACCUUCUUUACGUAUUCAAGUCGGAAACAGUUUGUAGAGUUCUUUAGUGACUUUGCGUAGUACAUCACAUCACAUUAAGCGAUGUUUGCUUCCAGUUCCAGGGUCCAUUACUUGAGUGCAAAGAAGGAAGAUGCAACUGUUACAAAGCAGUUGUUUGCAGUUUUUUUUUUUUUGCAGUCACCGCUUGACUAUAGUGUUUCCAUCCACCUUCACGAUUUUCAGUGGAGCAGGAGGCAGAACUGUAGGCUUGAUCUUUAAGGAACCUUUGCAUCCUGGGGCUGUUUUCUCAAUGGUUGUAUGAGGCAUCACACUUAAAGGGGCACUAAAGAACAACAUUAAGUUGUGCUAUAUUAGUAGAUUACGCUUUUUCAGAAUUGGAGAGGCUGCUCUUGUUUAAAGACCCUCCAUCCACGUGCUGCCGCCGCUUUUGCUAAGUAGUGCCAGCCCUUGAUGCGCGCCUCCAUUCCAAUCUGUCACUUGCACCAGUUCUGCUUUCACACGUUUCACUUCCGAGACGUCUGCUUUCUGAAUUUUCAUUUCAACUGGUGCUCGCUGUCGCACACUAGCAGCUCUGUGCAGUAGUAGCAGACAGCAGCACAGCCUGCGGAUCAUCAUCCAUGAACAUCGACGCAUUUAUUGCUUGUACACUUAACCUGCGUACUUUGCCUGUCACCCGUACCACCAUGCAGAAUCUUGACAAUGGGUAAUCUCAACAAAACUUAUACUUGAGUUCGGAAGCUGAGAGGAUGAGCGAGAGAGGAGUGUGGAGGGGGAAGGUAGGUUGGUGGUACACAACACUUUGAGGUCCCUUGAAUUGUGUGGGAAUCAAUGUUUUGCAGUAAAUAUUCAACAGCAUGAAAACAAACAACAAAGCUGUUUUCAGAAGUGUGAGCAUCAGCAGUGCUAAUUACAUAGUUUGUCGAAUUUGUGCCGUAGAUGAAUAUAGCUCUCCUGAAAUUUCACAAAUGGCCAUGCAUCACAUCCUGCUGAGGUUAGGGCUCUGUACUCUAUUUUUGGAGCCUGCUGCCUUCUGCAUAUAAACCUGCCUUGGAUGGCACAAAAGUGGUCUUCAAAUAAUCUGUGGCCACAUUUCACAGCAUUAUGAUUGUGAAUUAAGAAGUCCGAAGAACCACGUGCUGCUUACAAAACAUUGUUGUUUGGCAAUUCAUAAGAAAAACCUUUCAUUGAUUGCCAAAAACUCCAGUGGGAAUUUUGUUGUUAUUAUUCCCUGACUUUUGUCAUUCAGACACAUUUAAUAUAGAAUUUUCACUUCGCUUAAAAAAUUUGUCGGUUAACUUUGUCGGCAAAAAGCAUGUAUGGAGGGACUUUACUUUUACUGUGAGAGGAAGCUUGGUAAUAAAAAAACAACCUGAACAUUGUUUCAGAUGGAAUUCAGAUGGUUUCAGAUGCAAACAAUCUGAACAUCAAAGAUGGGCAGAGAUUCCACCAUGAGGCUUUUGCAACAACUCACUGUGAUGUCGCCAUUAUGAUAAUGCCUGCUCAGAUGUAGUUAACUGUUUAUCAGUAAGGAAGGACCACUGUGUAUUCUAAAGGAGUGAAAAACUAAACGUAGCAAGUUUCGAGAACUUUUCCGCCGCCAAAACGGCUGAAAUAUGAAAAGAAAUGACAACGUUGAAAUCAGUGAUGUCAUUGAUGCACUGUGCCUAGGUUUCGAAUCAAAAUCCUAAGCAAAAAAAAGUUUGCCCUAAUGUUUUUCACAACAUAUCAACCGCCUGCCUCAAAAUGAGCGUAAAUAAAGUUUUGAAAGAAUACUUUACUAGUAUAAGCUGAUUUAGUGCCCCCUUAAUGUGUACUGCUUAGCUAAAGCAGCAGAAGAUGCAAUGGAGGGUUUGUGGGUGAGUGCAUUUUUGGUCAGCAUUUCAUGGCCAUUUGGUGCAUUUGCAAGGGUUGAACACUGAGCCAUUUAAUUGCAAGUUUAUUGUAAAUAGGAAAAAAAAAAAUUGAACAGCACUGGCUCUGUGAACAGGAAAGGUGUUUCUCCGAGUGGCAGUGAAGGCUGUUCGAUGCCACCUGGAUGAACAUCUUAGUACUACUCGUGAGGGGAAAAUUUAGAGCUCGGUGUGGUUGUUUGAAGGCAUCAAGAACGUUGUAUUCAAAUAGGUGCAGCUGUAUAAAUUUGGCGAUGCCGGCAAGUUCUUCUUGCUUCUGUGACAGGGCCAGAUGUCAUGUUGCACGAAAGCAAAAGGAUUGUUGUAAAGUGGUUUUACUGCUUUAGAAGACAGAAGUUAUUGCAAGGAACAGGAGUGAUGAGCUUAGUAGUUAGUUGCACUACGGAGGAACCGCCAGACCCUCGACUGCUUUGACUACGUUUGUUCUGGUGGCUGUGGUAUAUAUAGUAAUGGUGUACCUGCAGCCUUCUAUCAGCCAUGCUCUCUGUUUGCUAUGGUGGGGAAAGAGAAGUCGCUUUGCACAACCUUUUGGCACAAACAAUUCAGAAAGCACCUUUGACUUUGCACUGUCUAACGAAAACCGGGAAGGAAGAACAGCCAUUUUAACCGUGCCGCACUUACUAGCUAUGAUGUUGUAACGGUGUCUGCCCAAAAUAGAAUGUACUCCUACCGUAGUCAGACGUAUAGACUAUAGAGUACAGCUGGUUAUAAGCUUCAAUCAAAGUAGACACUAACUCAAGCGUUGUCGUGUGUAGUGUAAUUAAUGUGUGUUGUGUUGGUAGUGAGACUUGUGACAGCCCAGCAUUUUCCGAGCGCCCUCGCUCAAGUGCAUGCCCAAUGUUUUACACUAGCAGCGUGGAACUAGACUGGAUGUUAUGCAGAACUAGGUGCUCCUGCUGUUGAUGUUACAACGCCAAUGGUAGUACAAAACAGAUACGUGAGGGCCUGUGUUUUAGUGCUUGUCGUUUUGCAUACACAUGUGGAGAAGUGGGAGAAACUGCCCACAACCAUGCUUCCACAUAUCUGCCACUUAAUUACUAUGUCCACAUGGUUCUCAGAUAUUGGACCUCUGAAUUUGUUUUAAUAUUGCAGCAGAAUCUGUUAUGAGCUCUUUCAGCUCUCCAUGUAUCCAUAGGCUGAGCGACAAUACUAGCUACCUUAUACACCCUCCAGUUGCUUUGGGUAUUUGCACGGAGGUUGUCUAAAUAGUCACAACACUUUUGACCACCGCGAAACACUAACGGUGUGGUGGCAGUAAAGAGUUCUGGCAGAAGCACGGUACUUAUUACCAAAUAUUGCCAUAUUCCCAAUGCUGUGUUCCGUGCUUGAAAUUGUAAUACCAAAGUGAUACCAAAGGGUGCACCGAUGGACAACCACAAGGGGGUGUGACUAAAAGGUGUUUUAAAUGUAAUUAAGAAUGCAUGUCUGUGUUGUAAAUGAUGUGACUAUAUCAUAGUGAACCAGAAGGGCACAUUAGCUAGUUUUACCAGACACGCAUUGUUUGGUAGAAUAGGUUGCUGGGCAAAUUGGUUCAAGUCAAGCGGGUACAUAUCAGCACGAUAUGGACUUGAUAGGAGGGAACAGGAAAGAAGACAGCUAGUGCUAUUGGCGCUCUGUUUUUGGUGUAGAGUUAAAGAUUUGGGGGGGUAAACUUCUUGCUUCAAUUAUUUUUUGUAAGCUUGGCCAUUUAUUGCAAUUUCUGUAAAAAAAUAUGAGGCCCUAAAUCAAAGUUCUGUUUCCUAAUAGUUGCUAGAAGGCAACUUUCCACUCAAAUGGAACAAAAUCCGUUCAAGUCAGCCUGGUGGUUGUCAUGAAAGCAUUUCUGCAUUUUAUAUGUAUUUGAAUAGGGAAAUUGGAGCUGGCCCCAACUAAAGCUUCCUCUUAAAGCCGUGCACACGGAAGAACCCCAGGUGGUCAAAAUUAAUCCAGAGCCCUACACCACGGUGUUCCUCGCAAGCCCAUGUGUCGCUUCAAGGCAUAAAAACCUUGUCACGAAAUCAUCGAUCUUGUGGAAGCUUGGUGUGUUGGCAUGUUUCUCUCACAUGUGUCAAUGUACAUGCAUGUUGUACCAAGAAGGUUGUGCUGGGCAUUCAUAAUUCCGCCAAGUAGGUUGCACACACACACAAUGCUUGCCAUCCAGACAAAAAUGUGCUUAGUCUGCUUGCAGCAUCAUUGCUUUUGCUUGUGGGUGCUUGUUUUGUACCAACGUAACUUAUUCCGUUGAAACCUCAUGUUGAGGCUGGAUAUUUUGCUUGUCAUGUUUUUAGUGAUAUGACUGAGGCAAAAAUAGAUGGCACAAACUGACAGCACCAAAUGAAACUUUGUCGCAGACGAAACCGAGUGUAUCAUGCUUGCCCAAGAAGUUUUUAUCUUGAGGCAAGAAUUGAUGGCACGCAUUGACAGAAUGAAAUUAAACAUUGUCGCUGUCAAAAGUAAAUGUAUCAUUCUUGCCCAAGAAGUCUUUAUCCAUAGAUAAGCAGCCAGUCAGAAAGAAGCAGCACUCGGCAUAAAUACGCUCUUUUCAGUUGGAAUUCCUGAGGAUUGUGCUCGUGAAAACUCUUUGUAUCAUUCUGUCUUUUUCGUGAACAAUAUGCUAAAGGACGAAAAUAAACAGACUGAGCUCAGAGUGAGCAGUUUAGCGUAAAGUUGUUAGUGCACAUAUACAACUGCAAAUCACAGAGCACAAUGUAGAAUUGCCAAAUCUACACCAUAUUUUCAGCUGUCAAGCUGGUUGACUUCGGUCUGGAAAAGUCUAGGUGCUCUGCUCGACGCUGCAAGCUCCCAAAAGAAUGUGUGCAAAAAUCUUGACUGGUCUGGCAUUAAUUUCGGAGCUUGCUUUUGCCCCUACAUAUGUGACAGCAGCCGCUUUAGGAUGUAUCGGAAUGUUUGAAUGCUUAAUUACUGUUGUUGAAAUGCUGCUGACUGCAACGAGUUCGAUCAAUGCUUUGAGAAGCUGAAACUAUGUCACAAGGUAUAGUUAAGCUUGAUUGUUAAUCAAAUAUUUGCUUUCACUGAGUCUAUUGUGCAUCCUCAUUCGUUAUACUGAUUCCAUGUACUCAGUGUUCGUAAAAAAACACAAGAAAAAAAAAAUACCAUAUCCUAAUGCAUCUGCUCUAUCAGCGGCAUAACAGAUGUGUAUCCUUCCCAUGUUUUGGAAUUGUAUGAACACAGCAGUCUGUAUAUUUUGUAGCAGAGUUGCCAUUGUGUUCACACUUCUGCCAAACAAGAAAACACUGCUCGCUUCAAUUUCAUCACACAUGUAUAUCCCCAAAUGCGAUUUCCCUCUGAACAUAUCUGCAUUUGGUACCUGGUUGAAAACUUGUCAAUGUUAUUUGAUUCUUUGUAACAUUUACAAAUGAGAUUAAAUAAAUUGCAGCAAAGUGCCUCCUCAGCGGACAA